GGGCCUUUGUUUUGACCAUCAGAAGAAACGUUUCCACCGCCUCCUCCAAGUCCCUUUUCCCACCCACUCCUUGUCGCAAAGCCAGCAGCAGCUGAGUCCGGCCUCGCCCUUCACAGCCUGCCGCCGCCAUGCCUCCCGCCGCGGAUCUCUACGGCGGCGUUUCUGCCUACCGAACAGGCUCAGGCGACGGCAUGCGCGAUAGAAACUACAAUAACAACAACAACAACAAUAACAGUGACAAUAGUGAUAACAACAACAACGACCUGCCGCCCUUCUUCCCCCUCCAAAACCAAAACCAGGUCCAGCCGCAACAACGCCCCAAAUCCUCCUACCUUCGUCAGCUUAUGAGCCACAAGAGAAGCAAUACCGUCGGAGCCGGCCAAGUCCAGUUGCCCCCUGCUGUCUUCUCGACCGAUUUCCAAAAGUCUUCUGACAGCGACCGCCAUCAUGUUAUGUCGUCCUCGGCUGCUUCCCUCAUCGAUCCUGAUUCUCCUGAACUGCUGCGCCCUCCCAACAAGAUCAACCCCGACCUGGUGGCCCAGAGACACAGUUGCGACAUGAACCUGACCGGAUACCAGAGACAUCAAUUCGCCGCCGCCCUCUGUGAGCUUCGGCCCAACCAAUUGGACGACCAGCCACCACGAUCCCCCGAAAAGAAGUCGAACCCCUUUGCGACCAUCUCGCUUAAGUCGCCCUUCGGACUCAGAGAUUCCAGCAAAGCCUCCAAGAACAAGGGAGACCAAUCACCCACCAAGCCCAAAAAGGUCAAAUCGGCCGCCAAUAUCGGUCAGCUUCUGAGGCCAAAGUCUGACAAGAAUCUGAGGCAGCAGGAGCAGGCGGAAGAAGAGAACAGUCGCCGUCGCAACAAAGACAAGGAGAACCGCGCGCCAAGUGCCAUUGAUACCAGCCCACCACCACCCAUCUAUGCCCAGUUUGCCAGGGGUUCGCCCUUUGCGCUGCCUCCAGAACUGAACUCGUCGACCAAACCAGUGCCUUCGCCGUUGGACUACAGAAACCCCUUCUGGGAUAGUGGCAAACCAUUGCCGGCUGACCCAGAACGUCCCGGAACAGGCGGGACACGGUCGUCCAUAGCUGAGAGCCAACAUUUGAAGUCCGAAGCGGAAAACCGCGAGCGAGAUCGAAACAACAGCCGCUCCAAAUCACGGCCAAAGACGUUUCACCAGUACUUUGCGAGCAACAGUCAGCAGGACGAGAAGCGUACACCGUCAGACUCGAGCACCGACACUCGGUACAAGCAACCGCAAUCUGACGACCAGAACCAGUCAUCACCACAGGAAAAACAAGAACGAAGUUGGAAGAGGCAAACGUGGGCCACCGCCAAGACAUCAGAUUUGGCAGCAGGCGGAAGUUCAGGAUCAGACAGGUCAAGCCAACGACUCAACGUUAAGAGCAUGUUUUCCAGUUCUGGUAACGGUGGAGGAAGUAGUAGCUCAACAGGAGGAGAGCGUUCCAAAUCAGGAGCAACAGCAGCAGCAGCAGCAGCAACACAAUCUACCAGUAUGGAACGGCAACAAAGUGCCCCACCUCUGCUUCAACAGCACAUUGACCCCAAGGAUAUCGACAAGCACCUCGAGGCCAUGUUGGACCGGCGCAACAUUCCCGAAAACCAGCGGUACAAGAUGCGCAACCUCAACGACACCAUCAAGUUGGAAUUCAUCCGGCAGGACUGGGCAGAAAUGCAGGCCAAGAUGGUGAACCAGAACGCGAGCAAUACGUCUCUUGAGAAGGGAGGGAACGCAGGCAGUGUCAAUGGUGGUGCCGGGUCAGAACGGGAAGAUCAACAGCAACAGCAGCAGUCAUCCUCUAGUUCAAGACGGGAGGACGGUAACAGCAAGGAUAAGGAUAACGAGAGAACGGGCAGGACGAAGAAGAAAGGAUUCGGUCUAUCGCUCGGUAAGGGAGCCGCCAGCAAGGCCCAGUCGUCACCCACCAAGAGUAUCGGUCGGCACUUCAGGUCCAAGUCCAACGACAGCAGCAUGAAUGAGCGACCGUCGUUUGGUGAUGUGAACGGUAACUCUGGUGGGAAUGGCGUGGGCGGGUUCCUGGGUAUGAAAGGCGGAAAGAGUCAGCAGGUGCCGGCGGACUUUGUUGCCUACCUGCAAAAGGUGCAUCAGCCAGAGCUGGUGGAGGUUGGUAAACUUCAUAAGCUUCGGCUGUUGCUGAGGAAUGAGACCGUGGCUUGGACGGAGGAGUUUAUCAAGCAAGGGGGGAUGAAGGAGAUUGUGGAUUUGUUGCAUCGGAUUAUGGCUGUUGAGUGGCGGGAGGAACACGAAGAUGCCCUUCUGCACGAAAACCUUUUGUGCCUAAAGGCCCUCUGCACCACCGCCCUGGCACUGCAAUACCUGCACACCAUCCACGCCACCCUGUUCCCUGCCUUGUUGCAUCUGAUCUUCGACCCCGAGAAGAAGGGGCCGAGCGAGUUCACAACACGCAACAUCAUCACCUCGAUUUUGCUCACCUACAUCGAAUGCGCCACGCCGCAAGAGCGCAUAACCCGCGCCCAGACAAUUUUACACUUCUUGCGAGACCCCGAGACGGAAGAGGAAAAGAAGCCAGUCAACUUUAUCCUCGAGAUGAGGCGCGAGCGGCCAUACCGUGUAUGGUGCAAGGAAGCCGUGAGCGUGACCAAGGAAGUCUUCUGGAUAUUCUUGCACAAUAUGAACAUUGUUUCCUUGCCCCCAGCCGAUUCAUCAUUAAGUGGCAGUUCCGGCGCCGGCGGAGGGUCGAGUGGCGUCAAUGGCGAGCAAAAAGAUACUCAGCAACAACAACUAUACCAAGCAGGCAUUAUCGAUCCCUCAGCCUUAACAAGAAAUGACACAGAGUCAGGAGGUGAAGACUCAGAAACCGCAACCCCCGCCCAGUUGGCCUACAUGUCCCGACACUUCCCGCAAGAACGACCGCCCGUGCCCGCGGCCCCUUACGUCGGUGGCGUCGAAUGGGACGCGACCAAUUACCUUGCCAGCCACCUGGACCUGAUGAACGCCAUCAUUGCAUGCACGGGUCCUACAGCCACCGAGCGUAACGCGUUGCGCGCCCAGCUGCGCAUCUCGGGCUGGGAGCGCUGUCUGGGCGGCAGCCUGCGGAUGUGCAAGGAGAAGUUCUACGGGUCCGUUCACGACGGGCUGCGGACCUGGGUUGCGGCCGCGGCGGAAGACGGCUGGGACGUGCGUGAUGUGCGGUUUGGCCCGCCGCCGGAGGGCAGGGGCUACAGUCCGAUGAAGAAGACGCCCGGGAAGAAACCAAGGGAGGAGGCGCCGCCCAAAAUCGAAAUCCCGAAAUUGGAUUUCCAUAUUGGGGGUGCUGAUUCUCCUGGUAUUGGCGUUAGUCCGGGUGGCCUGGGCGUGGGUAUGGUUGCCGCUUCGGUUGCGAAUAUCAACGGCAACGGCGGCGGUGGCGGGAGAUCGCCGAUGCCGGUGUCGCCUGCGGUGCGGGCGCCGGAUUAUUGGCUGUCGUGAUUGAGGCUGCUGCUUUUGCGGCGUGGUGUUGGUGUUGGCGCUGGCCGUUGCGUUGUCCGAGAUGUCCCGCAGAAGAAGACUAUAUACGGCUCCAACGUAGCGACUCCGACGGCGGC
This is a messenger RNA of Neurospora hispaniola, 3592 nucleotides long. RefSeq lists its product as uncharacterized. Bases 129 to 3476 code for a protein of 1115 amino acids. The transcript has 2 exons. Gene Ontology annotation, molecular function: small GTPase binding; actin binding. Gene Ontology annotation, biological process: actin cytoskeleton organization. Lineage: Eukaryota; Fungi; Ascomycota; Sordariomycetes; Sordariales; Sordariaceae. The record is from RefSeq and is a predicted model, not a curated record.